CUCUCCGCCAAAAAUUUCCGGACAGGGCACUGUCGAAGUCCAGCCGGGCCUUCGCGACGCUGCGCUGCGUUUCUAACAAACCAACGGUUUUGGCGCCAGAGGUAACAUGGCGGCUGGCAGCGCCAAAUCCGGUCCCGCGAACCGCAGUAAACAAAUACCGAAAAAGGCCGAAUCGAAAUCGCUGAAGAGGAAGCGCGAGCAGGAGGACCUGGGCAAGCUCCGAGACGCCAUCAGCCAGCUCGACCCCAAAUCGUCCGAAAUCACAAAGUUCUCCGACCUCCCCCUCUGCGAAGCCACCUCGGCCGGCCUGCGCGCUUCCCACUUCGAAGUCCUGACCGAUGUGCAACGGGCUGCCAUCCCCCUAGCCCUCAAGGGCCGCGAUGUCCUCGGCGCCGCCAAGACCGGCAGCGGCAAGACUCUCGCCUUCCUCGUCCCUGUCCUCGAGAAGCUCUUCCACGCCCAAUGGACCGAGUACGACGGGCUCGGCGCCCUCAUCAUCAGCCCGACCCGCGAGCUGGCCGUCCAGAUCUUCGAGGUGCUGCGCAAGAUCGGGCGGAACCACUACUUCUCGGCUGGCUUGGUUAUUGGCGGCAAGAGUCUGAAAGAGGAGGCCGAGCGGCUGGGGCGCAUGAACAUCCUCGUGUGCACGCCCGGCCGCAUGCUGCAGCAUCUUGACCAGACGGCCGGUUUCGACGUCAACAACCUCCAAAUACUGGUGCUGGACGAGGCCGACCGUAUCAUGGACAUGGGAUUUCAGUCUGCGGUAGACGCAUUGGUGGAGCACCUCCCCAAGACAAGGCAGACCCUCCUCUUCUCCGCCACCCAAAGCAAGCGGGUCUCCGAUCUGGCGCGCCUGAGCUUGAAGGACCCAGAGUAUGUCUCGGUCCAUGAAGCAGCGCCAACCGCCACCCCGGCGGCCCUCCAGCAAUCCUACAUCGUCACGCCCCUGGCCGAGAAGCUCGAUACACUGUGGGGCUUCUUGCGGGCGAACCUUAAGAGCAAGAUCAUUGUCUUCCUCUCGUCCGGCAAGCAGGUGCGCUUUGUCUACGAGAGUUUCAAGCGGAUGCAGCCCGGCAUCCCUCUACUGCACCUUCACGGCCGGCAGAAGCAGGUGGCGCGCAUGGAGAUUACAUCACGUUUUGCCUCGGCAAAGUACUCGUGUCUCUUCGCGACGGACGUUGUGGCCAGAGGCGUAGACUUCCCGGCCGUUGACUGGGUUAUCCAAGUCGAUUGUCCCGAGGACGCGGACACGUAUAUCCACCGCGUCGGCCGAACAGCCCGGUACGAGAGCAAGGGCCGCGCGGUGCUGUUCCUCGAGCCGAGCGAGGAGGGUUUCCUCAAGCGACUCGAACACAAGAAGGUGCCGAUCCAGAAAGUCAAUGUCCGCGAAAAGAAGAAGAAGAGCAUCAAGAACGAGCUGCAAAGCCUCUGUUUCCAAUCUGCCGACGUGAAGUAUCUCGGCCAGAAAGCGUUUAUCUCGUACACCCGCUCCAUCUACCUCCAAAAGGACAAGGAGGUCUUCAAGUUCGACGAGCUCGACUUCGACGGCUUCGCCGAGUCGCUCGGCCUCCCCGGCACGCCGCAGAUCAAAUUCCAGAAGGGCGAAGAUGUCAAGCGCCUGAAGAACGCCUCGCGCGCCGCCGCCAUCUCCAGCGGCUCCGACACCGACUCGGACGGCGGAGGCGGCAAGCGCAAGAAGGACCAGGUGCGCACCAAGUACCAGAAGAUGGCCGAGCGCCAGAACCAGGACGUCCUGUCCUCGCACUACCGCAAGCUCCUCGGCGAGGACCAAGCGGGCUCCGACGGCGACGACGAGGCCGACUUCCUCUCCGUCAAGCGCGUCCUCGAAGACGACGCACAAAUCGACGCCGCCGCCGGCACCACCACCAACAACAACACCAACUCCUCCGAACCAAAAGUCGUCAAACUCGGCUCCUCCUCCACCCUAGUGAUCGACUCGCGCCGGCGCGAGAAGCUCCUGCGCUCCAAGAAGAAGCUGGCCAAGUACAUGGACCGGGGCAGCAAGCUGGUGUUCGACGACGAGGGCGUGGCGCACCCGGUCUACGAGCUGCAGGGCGAGGCCGACUUCGCGCAGGAGGGCCCCGCCGAGCAGCUGCGGCGCGAGUUCGUCGAGGCCGAGAUGGCGCGCGUCCGCGAGGCCGACGUCGCCGACAAGCAGGCCGCCCGGCAGCGGCUGCGGGAGAAGCGCGAGCGGCGCAAGGCGCGGGAGCGCGGGGAGGAGCUGGAGCGCCGUGGUGUGGCGCAGCUGCCGCAGUUGGAUGUUGCGGAUGAGCAGCUGCCGGAGGGGGAGGAUCCGCUUGCGCUGCUGCGGUCGUUGCCCAUUGCUGGUGCUGGUGCUGGUGGUGGGAGUGGGGACGAGGAUGAUGAGGUUGAGGAGGAACGGGAGCCGCCGAGGAAGAAGGCCCGGAAGUGGUUCCAGGAUGGGGAGAGUGAGGAGGAGGGCGGCGAGAAAGCGGGCAGGAAGGCGAAGGAGAAGAAGAAGGGUGGGAAGAAGGUCAUUGAGAUGGAUCACGAGCCGGAUAAUCUGGAAGAUCUGGAGGCGUUGGCGGCUGGGUUAUUGGAGGAUUAGUCCAUGUGUGGAGUGGGUAUGCAUGAUAGAUACCUGGGUCCGGAAGCAGCAAUGUAAUGUUCUGCAGAGGAUCGUUUACCCAGGGGGUGAUGCACUGAGCAUUGGGUGGGCGCGGACUUGCAACGCGC
Thermothielavioides terrestris NRRL 8126 is the source of this 2718-nucleotide messenger RNA. RefSeq lists its product as uncharacterized. The transcript is spliced from 2 exons. Gene Ontology annotation, cellular component: nucleus. The coding region runs from base 107 to 2590 and encodes 827 amino acids. Gene Ontology annotation, biological process: rRNA processing. The record is from RefSeq and is a predicted model, not a curated record. Gene Ontology annotation, molecular function: ATP binding; nucleic acid binding. NCBI's taxonomy places the organism in Eukaryota, Fungi, Ascomycota, Sordariomycetes, Sordariales, Chaetomiaceae.